Acinonyx jubatus (cheetah) is the source of this 1202-nucleotide messenger RNA. RefSeq lists its product as uncharacterized. The record is from RefSeq and is a predicted model, not a curated record. The transcript has a single exon. NCBI's taxonomy places the organism in Eukaryota, Metazoa, Chordata, Mammalia, Carnivora, Felidae. Gene Ontology annotation, molecular function: structural constituent of chromatin; protein heterodimerization activity; DNA binding. Gene Ontology annotation, cellular component: nucleosome. The coding region runs from base 1 to 423 and encodes 140 amino acids.
AUGAAAUUUGGCGCAAAAAAAGUUGCCCUCCCUGACUUGGGCGGACGGCGCAGCGAGCAGCCGGCCACCGGCAAGCCGCACCGCUACCGGCCCGGCACGGUGGCCCUGCGCGAGAUCCGCCGCUACCAGAAGUCCACCGAGCUGCUGAUCCGCAAGCUGCCGUUCCAGCGGCUGGUGCGCGAGAUCGCGCAGGACUUCAAGGCCGACCUGCGCUUCCAGAGCUCGGCCGUGAUGGCGCUGCAGGAGGCGUGCGAGGCCUACCUGGUGGGGCUCUUCGAGGACACCAACCUGUGUGCCAUCCGCGCCAAGCGCGUCACCGUCAUGCCCAAAGGACAUGCAGUUCGCCUACAGGUGAACGGAGAGCUUCAGGGCCCGAUUGUCGUGCGCCAUCCCAAGGCUGGCCGCCACGUCCAGUCUUCCUAACAGUACCUAAGUUUUGAGACACUGCCCUCGCCAGUCCCCUCCGUGUUGGCAAAUGAAUGAAAUACUGGGAUUACGCUGGUAGGUAGGACACCGUUCUGGAGCCCGAGAAAUGUUUCUCCCGUUUGGGAGGAGCCUAAAAUCGUCAGUGCCCUUGGUUGCUUCCGGGUAGUUGUUUCUGUCCCACUUUAAGUCAGUUCCCACAACUAUUGCCAUUGAAAUGUAAAGUGUAGUUAAUCGCACAGGCUGUUCCGCCUUACAGGCUUCAAGGUCCAUGUAGAGUAAGGAAAAUCCUAUAAAUAGAGGAUUGUAUGGUUUGACCAAGGAAUGCUUCUGAAUGGAGAGAUGGAGUGUGCUGUGGCUCCCGACGACCCAGGUCUCUCCGCCCAGCUGACCGGUUAGGUGUGGAAGGAGGUUGAUUGAUGUGACUUACUUUUGUUGCUGUUGUCACCAAAUAAGGAAAGUUCUGCCAAUGGUUUUGAUUGCCCAGGGCACAAUCUUGCCUCCUACUUUCUGUGCACUGGACCCCUGUCACGGAUGUCAUCUCAAAAACGGGGAGAAAAACGUUCUUCGCUUUUUUUCUUGAAUGUCACGGACGACGUUGGCUGCCUGAUGACAUUUAUGGAAAUUCUGCUUAGGAUAAUAUUUCAAGGGUAUAAAAUGCAAACAUUGCAAAAAAAUGUUUAUUCCACUUCUUAUCCAAAUUUUAAAAAGUAAUAAAUUUGGUAGGAGGGAUCAGUGUGUUUAUAUAGUUAGCACAUUCCAUAAUGCAGUCUUUUGGA